Messenger RNA from Trematomus bernacchii (emerald rockcod), 1732 nucleotides. RefSeq lists its product as uncharacterized. Bases 283 to 1452 code for a protein of 389 amino acids. The transcript is spliced from 8 exons. The record is from RefSeq and is a predicted model, not a curated record. Lineage: Eukaryota; Metazoa; Chordata; Actinopteri; Perciformes; Nototheniidae.
UUAUCGUCACAGCAGCAUAGAUAAGACAUUUCACAUGAAUUAUAGGUAAAUACAAUACCAUUUAAGAUUGAAGAUAUCAAUUUAUGGCCCCACGCAAAGUUAUGUGAUGAGGCCCUCUGAGCGAUCUUCAAAAUGUAAAAAAAAUCACUCUAGCUUUCAAUCUGUAAUCAUCCCCAGGGCCCCAAAUCUCCCUUUCCCCACCCACAUCAACCAGCUCUGAUUUUGGGACUUGAAGGCGCUUCCAGGCCAGCGAAGAGAUAUAAUCCCUCCAACUGGUCCUAGAUGUCGGAAAUCUCAGAGGAAAAGUGGAAGAGAGAUCUGACCAGCAUCCUGGAGGAUCUGUCUUCAGCACAGUACAUAAAAAUGAAGGAAUGUUUGAGGGGUUUCCCUCGGGUUCUGAAGGACGGCCAGUCCAGAGAAGAGAUGCCUGGACAGAUCAUUGAGUUCUACGGGAAAGAAAAGUCUAUCCUCGAGAUUGAGAGAGUGAUGGAACAGAUACCUAAGAGAAAUGAUUUGGUUCAGAGUCUGCUGAAACCCUACGUUCAGAAAGUGAGGAGCAAACCGGAGAAACAGCAGCAUGAGAUGAAGAGGAGACGUGAGAAGGAGCCGGAGGAAGGAACCAGUCCUGCAGCAGAUCAGCUGGAGAGAAGCCAACCUGUCAAGGUAAGAGUUGGAGAGGAAGAGAAACUGAAGACUCGUGACUCUCAGGAUAGAAAAUCUCCAUGGAGGAAAUCCAUCUUUGAUCUAAAAUCCAGUGGAAUUCUUGAGACGGAAGCCAUUGUUGGGAAAGUUGUUAAAAAAUCUGAGCUGCUCACAUCCAAGAUAAAGACGUUUUUUUUCUUUCUGGGCGUCGCUGACGAGGCGGCCAGCGUCAAACUGAUGGUGUACGGAGAAGAUCACCAUCGACAAAUCAAAGAGGGGCGCUCCUACAUCUUCAGCAAUCUAAUAAAAGAUGGAAUAUAUGUGAAGGUUAACGCAUCGAGCAGCGUGUCAGUAACAAAACCUGUCAUCGUCCCGGAGGAGUUCGAGAGAGAAGCUGAGAGACUGCUUUCUCCUGAGAGUCCACUGACCUCCAUUAAAUACAUCAAAUCAUCUCGUCCCCAGACACACGUGAGCGUCAAAGGAACCGUCACCGAGAUCUAUCCCGUCAAAAAAGUGAAGGUGCAACACAAGGAGAAGAAGACGAAUCAGCAAAAGUUCAAACUGAGUCAGGAAGAUGAGGAAAUCACCAUCACCAUGUGGGACGAGGCCACCGAGCAGAGCAAAGACCUUUCAGUCGGAGACGUCCUUCUUCUUAACAACAUGAAGCCCAAUGAGUACUGUGGGAAAGUGUCUCUCAACUCAACUACAUUCACCAAAAUCACCAAGGUUCAAAGUGUCGGCAUCCGGAAAGUGACUCAAGAUUAUAGGGAUCAAGAAAGCCACGUUGAAGGAGACUGGAGGUGGAUUUAGACACGAAGCUGCACACGCUCGUCGUGGCGUCUCAACUUCUGGCGAAAACGCUCGACUUCCAGCUGAAGAAAGGCUUUGGUGAUGAUCUCCUUGAAAGAAUACCGCUCUCAGUGGAGGCUGAAAUACAAGGAAACAGAAUCAUCAAAAUGACAGUCCCUGAGAACAUCUGAAGGGGAGUUCUGCAGCAUUCAUGUGUUACGUGCCGUGGUGUGUGUGUGUGUUUGUGUGUGUGUGUGUGUGUGUGUGUGUCUCUCUCCCCCUCUCCCCCUGAUUGUCUCCA